UCAAACCAAUGUACGACAGUUUUGUCACUGCACUGUGACCAAGUUUGAGUAAGAGAGUCAUCUUCUCAGCUUGUUGGAGUAGUAGAAGGUGUGGGUGGUGUACACCGAGCGAACGUAGAAAUUAUAGCUGUGCUGUGGAGAUUUGGACUGUUACUUCGUUGAUCAGAGACUAGUCCACCGUCAUCGCCAUCAUCGCCACCGUCACAGCGGCACUAUUGUCGUCCUCGCUAGACCAUGGCGUACGCGCGUGUCUCCCACUACGAUGACCUGUCCGUAAAGAGCGAGCCAGAAGACUCUUCGUCAUCCGCGCCCAUGAGCAAACUCGAGCAACAGGCUGUCCAGGUGCGGCAUGCUCAAACAUCAUGGCAGUCCUACUUCCAAGGUAAGGUGAUCACAGAAGAGGUGUUUCGCUUCAUCUCGGAUUACGAUAAAGCCGACGUUGAGCGACGCACACAGCUUGUUGCCACACACGGUGUGCAGGCGGUGAAGGCUCUGCUGCAGAUCCUGCAGUCAAUCUCCAAGGAGCAAGUCUUGCAGUAUGUGCUGGUGCUUAUCGACGAUCUCAUUCAGAAUGACCCAACGAGCAUCCGCUUCUUCCACCAGUAUGCCGAACAAUCUGGUAUGCCCGUGUACAGUAGCUUCAUCAAGCUCAUGAACAGACCGGAUCACUUCAUUGUCCAGAUGUCGAGUCGUCUUGUAUCGUUCUUGGUGCUGCACUCUCGUCACCUGAUGUCGGCUGAGGACCAGCGCUGGUACCUGCAUUGGGUUGUGCAGCAGCUUACUACACCGAACAACGUCUAUGUGACGUGCGUAGCUAGUGCACUGCAGAGGUUGAUGCGUGUCGAGGCAUACCGUCUUGGAUACAUGCGUGUGCACGGAAUCAAGCCGUUGCUGGAUGUGCUGGCCAGUCGGAAUACUGGCUUUCAGAUGCAGUACCAGCUGAUCUUCUGCUUGUGGCUGAUGGCCUACAGCUCCACCGUGGCCACUGCGGUCAUCGAGCUCAACGCUAUCCCAGUUCUUGCCGAUGCCCUCAAGGGAUCCGGAAAGGAGAAGGUCACGAGAAUCAUUCUGGCCGCGCUGCGCAACCUGCUGGAGAAGCCCGCUGAUAAGCAGGUAGUUCACGUCGCCGCCACCGCUAUGAUCUCAUGCAAAGUGCCAACCGUGAUUGCUGUGUUGGCUAACAAGCAGUGGCAGGAUGAGGAUAUUCGGGAUGACGUAGAGAGCCUGCAGGAGAAACUCGAGGAGUACCUUCUCGAUCUUAGUUCAUUUGAUGAGUACCUGUCUGAGGUCCGCUCUGGACGUCUUCAGUGGACCCCCGUGCACAAAUCUGACAAGUUCUGGAGAGAAAAUGCUCAGCGACUGAAUGAGAAGAAUCACGAAGUGCUGAAGAUCCUGACUCAGUUGCUGCAGGAGUCACAAGACAGCACCGUGCUGCAGGUCGCAGCGCACGACUUUGGCGAGUAUGUGCGACACUACCCGAGAGGAAAGAAGGUACUGGACAGUCUGGGUGGCAAGCAGCUUAUCAUGGGACUGAUGAAUCACGCUGAUGGGCAAGUGCGCUACGAAGCUCUUGUAGCCGUGCAGAAGAUGAUGGUACAGAACUGGGAGUUCCUCGGUCGCCAGUUGAAGACAGACUAGACCCUGGCAACACCGUACGUAGUAGUGGCAAAUGUUUCGCUUUCUUCCCGGCAUUGUUGCUCGCUUGCUCUUUGGCCGGCAAUAGUAGUUACAGGCUGGCUGUGUCCGCCUUGAAAAUUUGGAAACUUUCAUCAACACCCCACCCCCUCCAUCUCUCUCUCUCUCUCUCUCUCUCUCUCUCUCUCUCUCUCUCUCUCUCUCUCUCUCUCUCUCUCUCUCUCUCUCUCUCUCUCUUCCUCUCUCUCUUUAUUUCUCCAGCCUCCAUAGCCUCUCUAGCCCAUUAGGUGUUUUUUUUUUACAGAUUCGACUACACAUGUAAAUUGCGCAUAUGGAACUUUUUAUACGCAUUGAAUUCAUUGUUCUUUUUCUUUUUUUUGCUGAUAAUUAAAUUUGUACAAAGCGCUAUAUUUAUGUAUCGUAUUUGUCACGAUUACUUUUAUAUUUUUUGUUCUGGUGUGUUCCGCUGUGUGUAUGUAUGCGUGGGAUUUGUCUCUUGCUCACCAAGACGAGUAGACCUGGAAAGAUCUGUUAAUACCCAUA
Molecule: messenger RNA, 2178 nt
Organism: Sycon ciliatum
Lineage: Eukaryota; Metazoa; Porifera; Calcarea; Leucosolenida; Sycettidae
Product: V-type proton ATPase subunit H-like
Exons: 19
Coding region: 235-1638 (467 amino acids)
Biological process (GO): proton transmembrane transport
Cellular component (GO): vacuolar proton-transporting V-type ATPase, V1 domain; lysosomal membrane
Molecular function (GO): protein binding; proton-transporting ATPase activity, rotational mechanism
Source: RefSeq, a predicted model, not a curated record